CAAAAAAAAAAUAUAAUUCAUUAUCAUUUCGUUUACCGAUAAAGUACUCAACCAAUGUCGUUGCGUAUUUAAUUUAACUGUUAAUUUUCAAUGAGAAUCAUGUGACGGAGCACGCACGUUAGAAAAGUUUUUUUUUUAUAAAUUAAAUUAUGCACACAGAAAUAUAGAGUUGACAUAUAAAAACUUUUUUAAAGAUCGAUAUUAUAUCGCAGUGAUAUAUUCAUCGUGUUCUAAUAGUGUUAUGUUUAUUGUGAAGGUGCUUGUGUAUAUCAACUAAUUUAUAUUCAGUUGUCGAAAUAUUUACGUAACGUGGUAGAUAUUUGGUAUUUAGGAACAAGAUUUAUUUAUAUUGAAAGAAAAAACGCUUCAGGAACAAUGCGACUUUUGAGAAAACUCCCGUAAAGCGCCAUCUAUCGGCUUUUAAAAUGAACUAUCCAGAGAUUAAUGUUUAAACGCAAUGCCCCGUUUAAAAUAUGCCUCAAUCCUACGAGUACUGCUUAUUCUGGGCCUGUUUUGCGUCUGGGUACAGAUUAUGCUGUCGGCGACGAAUGGUGCUUUGGACAAAGAUGGCGAUAACAUACUAGCAGAUAUAUUACAGACUAAUCUCACUAACAAUGAAGAGCCGUUUACAGAAGAGUUGAUGAAUUCAAAUGAAACAUCGGAACAAGUCCUGGCGCUCGUACCACCUGAGUUACACAAGUACCUGACCGUUCAUCCGAGGAACAGCAGUGCGAACGCGACAGAGCGAUACAGUCCCAAGAAUGUUUCGGAUAUAUUGCGCGCCGUUCAGAGGGUGAACGGUGCCCAAACUAUUUACAACGAAGACUUAUUCGGUCCAGUUCAGAAUGACACAAUUAUUAUUGCAAUACAGGUCCACACUCGGCUCACGUACCUCCGUCACUUGAUCGUGUCUCUGGCUCAGGCGAAGGACAUCGACAGGACCUUGCUGAUAUUUUCCCAUGAUUACUAUGAUGAAGAAAUCAAUAAUUUAGUCAGGAGUAUUGAUUUUACGAAGGUUAUGCAAAUCUUCUACCCGUACUCCGUUCAGACUCACCCCCUGGAGUUUCCGGGGAUGGAUCCCAAUGACUGCCCUCGUGAUGCGAAAUUGGAACAGGCGUUAAAACUAAAAUGCAACAAUGCUCUGCACCCCGACCUGCACGGACACUACCGGGAGGCGAAGUAUGCGCAAACGAAACACCACUGGUGGUGGAAGGCCAACAGGAUCUUCAAUCAGCUUCAGUGUACAGCGAGCCACACGGGUAUGGUGGUAUUUCUAGAAGAGGAUCACUAUGUGGCGGAGGAUUUCAUACACAUCCUCAGUCUACUCCGGACCACCGCCGAUAAAACGUGUCCUCAAUGCGAGAUCUUAUGUCUCGGGACAUAUCUUAAGACUUAUCAGUACCACAGCACGAGCGAUAAGAGAAAGAAGCACCUUACCCUGAACUACAUACAGCAAGUCCGUGCUAUCAGCGAAGAGAGAAGAAAACGGCAACACGACACGCAAACAUGGAACUACCAAGUCUAUCCGAAUUUAUAUGCGAACACGCAAAAGGUGGAAAUAACUCCAUGGCAUUCCAGCAUGCAUAACAUGGGCAUGGUGUUCAAUAGAACAGUCUGGACUAAUAUUCUUGAGCUCCAAGAACAGUUCUGCGCUUAUGAUGAUUACAAUUGGGACUACUCGUUACUGCACCUGUCCCAGAAUAGACCUGGAAGAGAGAAGUUUAAAGUGAUACUCUGCAAAGGUCCCAGGGUAUUCCAUAUUGGAGAAUGCGGUUUUCAUCAUAAGAAAUCCAACUGCAACGCGUCAACUGUUAUCAGCAAAGUGCAGAAGUUGCUCCAGGACGCGAAGUCGUACCUGUUCCCGGCGCGAGUGACGGCGACGAUCAGCGCCGGUGGCGCGAAGCACAAUAAGAAAUUAAUUAAGGGGAAUGGAGGGUGGGGGGACUUGAGGGAUCAAGAACUGUGCACGAAUAUGACAAGAGUUGAGCGUCAAAUGAGAAAGUACAUAUAUUACACGUAGUCAAUAUGAUACAGGUCUGCUAUACCAAAUACUAAACUAAAACGUACACGAGUAAUUAUAUUUUGACAGCUCACGAUGUAUGUAUCCGUCCGCCAUCUUGUUUUAUCUGUCAACUGUCAUUAUUUGUAACUGACGGCUGUGUAGUUGAAUUGAAUACAGAAUGUACUUUUUUU
Messenger RNA from Vanessa tameamea, 2193 nucleotides. It is a transcript of the gene Mgat2, whose product is annotated as alpha-1,6-mannosyl-glycoprotein 2-beta-N-acetylglucosaminyltransferase. The record is from RefSeq and is a predicted model, not a curated record. Bases 458 to 2020 code for a protein of 520 amino acids. Gene Ontology annotation, molecular function: alpha-1,6-mannosylglycoprotein 2-beta-N-acetylglucosaminyltransferase activity. Gene Ontology annotation, cellular component: Golgi stack; Golgi membrane. The transcript is spliced from 13 exons. Gene Ontology annotation, biological process: oligosaccharide biosynthetic process; protein N-linked glycosylation. NCBI's taxonomy places the organism in Eukaryota, Metazoa, Arthropoda, Insecta, Lepidoptera, Nymphalidae.